GGGGCCUCGCUGCCGUUAGCGUUUAAACGCGUCGGUGAUCGCGCGACCCGUCCGCGGCCGUUGGCGCGGCGCUGAGGCGGCGGGCGGAGCGUUGCGCUGCUCGCGGCAAGAGCGGCCGUGCCCUUGCGGAGGCCGCUGCGGGCCGGCUGCGGCCGGAGCCGAGGUAGAUGCCAGUUUACAAUGGGUCUUAAAGCCUUCUGGAAGGACUACAAAGUUCUGAUUGUUAUGGGAACUAGCCUUGGGCUGGUACACUGGGGGUGGUUUAACAUCAAGUCCAGUCCUAUUUUCCAAGUGAAGACAGAGGAGAGUUUUGUUCCAGAACCUGGGAUUGUGGCAUACGUGAUGCGAAAUGAACACAAAAGUAAAGAAAAGUAG
Rhea pennata is the source of this 375-nucleotide messenger RNA. RefSeq lists its product as uncharacterized. The transcript is spliced from 2 exons. Lineage: Eukaryota; Metazoa; Chordata; Aves; Rheiformes; Rheidae. Bases 181 to 375 code for a protein of 64 amino acids. The record is from RefSeq and is a predicted model, not a curated record.